AUGGCGUCUGAGGCCAAAGCCGAGGCGGAGCAUGUUCUCUUGCCAGUCCCGGACAUGACCGCCGACGGCACUGCUGCGGGUGGGCCCGAUACGAUUCUUUAUCUUGCAUUUGGCUCGAACCUCUGCGCGGAAACUUUUCUGGGUCGGCGCAAAAUAAGCCCUCUCAGCCAACUCAAUGUGACCUGCCCGUCACUACGCCUGACGUUCAGCAUCCCGGGCUUACCGUACAUGGAACCCUGCUUCGCUAAUACAGCGGUGCGCGAGAUUCCCAAAGAACCCGCGCUCCCGGACCCGAGAAACCCAGCGCCAGUCAUCCCGCCACCGGUCGACGACCCCGAAGACGCGCCGCCCAGGUGGGAGAAGGGACUCGUCGGCGUGGUGUACGAAGUCACCAAGGAGGACUACGCCAAGAUCAUCGCGACAGAGGGAGGCGGCUCGGGUUACCAGGAGAUUGUGCGAACGCAAUACAGCGACUCUGAGGAUAACAGCGGCGGCGGUGAUGACGACAACGACGACGACGACGGCGGGAACAAGGGCUGGUGGUGGAGGUUUAUCCGGCGCGGGCGCCAGAGGCCCGACCCGGACUACGCGCAGCCGAGCGAGCGGUACCUCAACCUACUCCGCACGGGAGCGGCGGAGCACGAGCUGCCAGACGAGUACCAGGCGUACCUGGCGGCGCUGCGGCCCUUCACCACGACGACCUGGCGCCAAAAGGUGGGCAAGGCGGUCAUGGGCCUGAUGUGGGGCCCGCUGCUGAUGACCACGUUUGGGCUGGGCUCCUUGAUUGCCGACGACAAGGGCAAGGUGCCGACGUGGUACGCGGGGUGCAUGACGGGCACGUUUAGCUGCAUCUGGGUGAGCUACGAUUGGAUCCUCAAGCCGCUGUUUGGCGAUGGGGAGAGGACGAUGGAGAAGAAGGGUGAGAAGAAGGUGGCGUGGUGGAGCGAGGUCCCAGUUGGUCGGGUGACGGGAAUAUUGGGUGUCGCCUGCCGCAACAUUGAGCCACAGAUCAGCUCGGCUCUCCAGCGGUCUUUGCGGGUUCGACUUCCUAAUCAGGUUUAG
Molecule: messenger RNA, 1062 nt
Organism: Parascedosporium putredinis
Lineage: Eukaryota; Fungi; Ascomycota; Sordariomycetes; Microascales; Microascaceae
Source: the annotation of a GenBank genome assembly